AUGUCGGACCCAAACUCACCUCACAUCAAGGCGAGAAAUGACCCAUCCUGGGGUCUCUACCAACGUGAUAAUUUUUGGAAGCUGAACGGUGGGGAAGUUCCCCUUUUCAAUACUCAUCCCGAUAAACUUGAGGAGCUCGCCAGAGAGAAAUUGACGCAGAAUGGAUGGUACUACGCAUCGUCAAAUGCAGGCCUCUCCCAUACACACCUGGCCAACAGGCAGGCCUUCUUCAGGCACAAGAUCGUGCCCAAGCAGUUAGUCGAUACCAACGAGCGCUCCCUGCGGACUAAAGUCUUCGGACACGAGGCUUCUGCGCCAAUCGGGAUUGCCCCCAUCGGCAUCAACAAGAUCUACCACCCCAGGGGCGAGCUCCCGGUCGCGAAAGUCGCAGGCGAACUGUGCAUCCCUUACUCUCUGUCCACGGCCGGUUCGUAUCCCAUCGAGGACGUCGCCCGGGCCAACGACGAGGGCCGUAAGGCGACACAGGAGAGCCACGACCCGCAGGCCGAGAAGAUCCCGCCCGGGCCGCGGUUCUACCAGCUCUACAUGCCGCACGACGACGAGCUGACCAUCUCGCUGCUGACGCGGGCCCACAAGUCCGGGUUCACGGCGUGCAUCCUCACCACGGACACGUGGCAGCUGGGGUGGCGGCACGACGACGUCGCCACGUCCAACUACGCCUUCUACCGCGGCAUCGGCGCCGACCUGGGCCUGACGGACCCCGUCUUCCAGAAGCGGCUGAGGGAGCGCGGCAUCGACCCCGAAAAGCAGCCUGAGGAGGCCGGCGCGAUGUGGAUCGACAGCGUCUGGCACGGGCGGGCGUGGUCGUGGGAGAAGGCCGUCUGGGCCAGGAAGAAGUGGCAGGAGAUCAGCGGCGGGAAGCCUUUCCUCAUCAAGGGCAUCCAGCGGGUUGAUGACGCCGAGAAGGCGGCUGAGUUGGGGUUUGAGGGUAUCGUGGUGAGCAAUCAUGCAGGGAGGCAGGUUGACGGUGCCAUCGGCAGCCUAGACGCCCUGGAGAAGAUCGUGGAUAAGCUUGGGGGCAGGGAGGGCUUUGUCAUCACUUUUGACAGUGGCGUCCGCGGGGCCGCCGACGUGGUGAAGGCGCUUGCGCUCGGUGCAAAGUUUGUCUUCGUUGGGAGGCUUUGGAUUUGGGGGUUGUCUAUUAUGGGUGAGACAGGGGUGAGGCACGUAAUGAAGGGAUUGCUUGCUGACCUGGAUAUUCUGAUGAACUGUGCGGGUCUUUGGAGUGUGGAUGAGAUAGACAGAGGCUUGUUGGAGAGUCUACCCAAGGCUUAUGGACUUCUUGCAGAGAAGAGCAAGUUGUAG
Messenger RNA from Diaporthe citri, 1326 nucleotides. RefSeq lists its product as uncharacterized. Bases 1 to 1326 code for a protein of 441 amino acids. Gene Ontology annotation, molecular function: oxidoreductase activity; FMN binding. The transcript has 3 exons. Lineage: Eukaryota; Fungi; Ascomycota; Sordariomycetes; Diaporthales; Diaporthaceae. The record is from RefSeq and is a predicted model, not a curated record.